Molecule: messenger RNA, 1000 nt
Organism: Nematolebias whitei (Rio pearlfish)
Lineage: Eukaryota; Metazoa; Chordata; Actinopteri; Cyprinodontiformes; Rivulidae
Product: protein Wnt-2b-like
Exons: 5
Coding region: 101-1000 (299 amino acids)
Biological process (GO): canonical Wnt signaling pathway; cell fate commitment; multicellular organism development
Cellular component (GO): extracellular region
Molecular function (GO): frizzled binding; cytokine activity
Source: RefSeq, a predicted model, not a curated record
ACGUAAGUAUAUUGGAGCCCUGGGUGCUCGGGUGAUUUGUGACAACAUUCCCGGUUUGGUGAAUAAGCAGCGGCAGCUCUGCCAGCGACACCCGGACCUGAUGCAGUCCAUCAGCGAGGGAGCCGAAGAGUGGAUCAAGGAGUGCCAGCACCAGUUCAGACACCAUCGCUGGAACUGCAGCACGCUGGACCGAGACCACACUGUGUUUGGCAGGGUGAUGCUGCGAAGCAGCAGAGAAGCAGCAUUUGUCUACGCCAUCUCCUCAGCUGGAGUAGUCUACGCCAUCACCAGAGCCUGUAGUCAGGGGGACCUGAAGAUCUGCAACUGCGACAGCCACAAACGUGGGCAAGCAAGUGAUGACAAGGGCGUCUUUGACUGGGGUGGCUGCAGUGACAACGUUAACUAUGGCAUCAAGUUUGCCAAGGCCUUUGUCGACGCUCGAGAGAGGAUGGUGAAAGACGCUCGAGCACUGAUGAACCUGCACAACAACCGAUGUGGUCGAAUGGCAGUGAAGCGCUUUAUGAAGCUGGAGUGCAAGUGUCACGGGGUCAGUGGUUCCUGCUCUCUGAGAACCUGUUGGCUGGCUAUGUCUGACUUCAGGAGAACUGGGGACUAUCUUUGCAAGAAGUACAACACAGCCGUCGAAGUGACUAUGAACCAGGACGGGACCGGAUUUACAGUGGCUGACAUGGAUUUUAAGGGAACCACAAAAAAUGAAUUAGUGUACGUGGAGAACUCCCCAGAUUAUUGUGUCCUGGACCGAACAGCAGGAUCCCUGGGCACAGCUGGCAGAGUGUGCAAUAAGUCCUCCAGAGGCACAGACAGCUGUGAGGUCAUGUGCUGCGGACGAGGCUACGACACCAUGCGCGUCAAACGUGUCACCAAGUGUGAGUGCAAGUUCAAGUGGUGCUGCGCUGUGGAGUGCCAAGACUGUGAGGAAGUGGUGGACGUGCACACGUGCAAGCAUCACAAACGACCUGAUUGGCUGGACAUAACUUAG